UGAAGAACUUGGAAACUGGCAGAAGCACUCCAGGAAUAAAGAUGUUUUUUGACUGUGAAAUAGUCAAUGUGGAAUUGCUGGAUGAACAAGAUUCAGGGAAGGAAAUGGCAACGCUCUCUGAGUGCUCUUCAGCCAUUGAAGGGAACAAACAAGCAGUCACAGCACCAGCAGACUGUGGACCACAGAGUUCUCCAUGCAUUUCCCCGGAGCGCCAGCUCGAAGCCUCAAAUAGCUUAAAAUACUCCCUCUCGGAGAAGAAGGAAGAAGAGCGUGUGGAAUACACAGUUGUUGAUUGUUUCCAGCAGAAAUUUGGCCCAGCAGUGCUGCACCUAAGACAGCAGUGUGUUGUCAGUGUAGCAGGACAAGGUGUUGAUUUGUGUCGUCAUGGAAAACUCUCAUGGCUUGCGAUAGUCACAAGGAGACAUAUUUUUCUAUUUGAUAUCUUCCUUCUGGGACCUCAGGCUUUCAAAAAUGGACUACAAAUGGUGCUGGAAGAUAAAAACAUCUUGAAGGUCAUGCAUGACUGCCGCGGGAUCUCAGACUGCCUCUUUCACCAAUAUGGUGUCAUUCUCUUCAACGUCUUUGAUACACAGGUUGCUGAUGCUCUGCAGUUCUCAAUGGCAACAGGCGGCUUCCUUCCACACCGUGUCUGCACGUUAGAGGAGUGUUUGAUGCAGCACUUGAAGAUACCUUCCAAAUGGGAUGGCAUCAUGAAGUGCAGGGAGCAGAUGGUUUCAGAGAAUCUUGACAUAUGGUUCUUGAGACCCUUUCCAGCUUCUCUGCUUAAAGCACUUGCCCUGAAGGCUAAGUACCUGCUGCUGCUCCACUCAUCUCUAAUGGAUAACUUGAUGUCUGACCUAACAGCUGUAGUACAGGAUUACUUAAAUGCUUAUCGGGCUGGGUCUGGAGAUCACCUUGGGAGCACAAAG
Messenger RNA from Pterocles gutturalis (yellow-throated sandgrouse), 929 nucleotides. RefSeq names its product exonuclease 3'-5' domain containing 1 (gene EXD1). The record is from RefSeq and is a predicted model, not a curated record. The annotation marks the transcript as partial. Gene Ontology annotation, molecular function: nucleic acid binding; 3'-5' exonuclease activity. Gene Ontology annotation, biological process: nucleobase-containing compound metabolic process. The transcript is spliced from 9 exons. NCBI's taxonomy places the organism in Eukaryota, Metazoa, Chordata, Aves, Pterocliformes, Pteroclidae.